Messenger RNA from Parathielavia appendiculata, 1452 nucleotides. RefSeq names its product DUF1479-domain-containing protein. The record is from RefSeq and is a predicted model, not a curated record. The coding region runs from base 1 to 1452 and encodes 483 amino acids. NCBI's taxonomy places the organism in Eukaryota, Fungi, Ascomycota, Sordariomycetes, Sordariales, Chaetomiaceae. The transcript is spliced from 3 exons.
AUGUCGGCCAUGAACUCCUCCCAAACUGGCAAAGCAGAAGGCGACAUCUCAGAUACAUUUGCCUCGCUCUCGGGGCGGAAAGCCCAACCCCUACCAGACCGCUUCCGGGAGCUUAAGCUCCGCCUGGUCAACGGCCACGAAGACGCCAUCAUCGCCAGUUGGAAACGCCUCCUCGCAACCCUCCGUCACGAAAACGACCUCAUCGCCCGCAUUGGGCCCGCCAUCAUUCCUCAAGUCCGCUUCAGCCACCUCCACCAAGACCUCGCCGCCCUCAAGUACGAAAUAAAGAAGCGCGGCGUGGCCGUCGUCCGCGGCGUCAUCCCCGAAGACGAGGCCCGCGCCUACAAGUUUGAAAUCGAAGAAUACGCCCGCCAAAACCCCCAGACCCGGGGCUUCCCACCCAACAACCCGCAAGUCUUCGAACUCUACUGGUCCACCUCCCAAAUCCGCGCCCGCUCCCACUCCUCCUUACUCACCACCCAAACGGCGCUCAUGACGAACCUCUGGCACGUCUCGGAUUCUUCCGUCCCCGUCUCCCUGCACACGCCGCUCUGCUACGCCGACCGGCUCCGAAUCCGGCAGCCGGGCGACGCACAGUUUGCGCUGGGACCGCACCAGGACGGCGGGAGCGUCGAGCGGUGGGAGGAAGACGGGUAUGGCAAGGGUGGGGUGUAUGAUUCCGUCUUUAGGGGGGAAUGGGAAAAGGGGUAUGACCCGUUCGAUGCGGCGGGCCGGGUGGGUGCGGUGACGGAUUUGUAUGGAGGGCUGGGGGCGUGCAGUAUGUUUCGCAUGUUUCAGGGCUGGUUGGCCAUGAGUAGGGCGGCGCCCGGGGAGGGGACGCUCUUGGUGAAUCCGCUGGUCAAGGAGAGUGUGGUAUAUGCGUUGCUGAGGCCGUUCUUUAGGGCGAGGAAGGCUUUGGAGGAGGUCGGUGGGGAUGAGGGGAUAUUCUUGGACGAGGGGAAUUGGGAGUUUACGGCUGGGGAAAAUAUGGACAGUUCGCUGCAAGGGGCGAUCCCUGGAUGUGCGCAGGAGUUCCCCGAGGGGAUGCACCCGCACCUGGAGCUGGAGCGGACCAUGGUGCAUGUUCCGGAGGUCCGGCCGGGGGAUUAUGUCGUUUGGCAUUGCGACACUAUCCACGCUGUUGAUAAGAAGCACGGCGGCAAGGGGGACUCGAGCGUGCUCUACAUCCCCGUGUGCCCGACUACCAAAGCCAGCGCGGAAUAUGUGGUCCGGCAGCGGGCUGCAUUUCUUCAAGGCACGCCUGGGCCGGACUUCCCGGGUGGUGAAGGCGAGUCGAGGCAUAUUGGGAGGGCUACCGAGGAGUAUGUCAGAAGAUACUGCCAUCCCCUCGGUGUUCAGCAGAUCGGCCUCGGCAAGCUCGUCACGGCGGAAGAUGACACCACCGGCGGCAAGGUUGGGGUCCAGCAGGCAAACCAUGUCUUGGGUUUCUAG